AUGGCUGCGAAUGUGCAGGACGUGAUCAUGCUCUUGGGCGACUCGAUCACCCAGGGCGGAUGGGAGCCGCACGGCUUCGCGCAACAGCUCGCGUACGUGUACAACCGGAAGCUGGACGUGGUCAAUCGCGGGAUGUCCGGGUACAACACGGAAUGGAUUAUCCCCGUACUCGAACAAUGCUUCGCGAAGAAAGAGGAACGCGCCCACGUCCCCGCAGUGCGCCUUCUCACCAUCUGGCUCGGCGCGAACGACGCCGCGCAGCUCCCAACCAGGCAGCACGUUCCGCUCGACAAGUACCGCGCCAACCUCCGCACGCUCGUGCGCACCGUUGCGUCCCCAGAAUCGCCGCGCUACUCCCCCGAGACGCGCGUGCUCCUGCUCACGCCGCCGCCCAUGAGCGAGAGCAUGUGGGCGCGCCGGCAGGCGGCGAAGGACCCUCCUCGUGUGCUCGACCGCAAGUUCGACGUGACGAGGGUGUAUGCGGACGCGGUGAGGGACGUUGCAGGCGAGCUGGGUGUGCAUGUCGUGGACGUGUGGACGGCGGUUUGGGAGAAGGUAGAUCGGAAGGAGGAGGGUUUGGCGGAGUACUUGUCGGAUGGUCUGCAUCUCACGCAGAACGGAUAUAAGGUCGUGUUUGAGAUCCUCAUGGACGCCAUUACCAUGCACUUCCCCGAGAUGCAUCCUGAUAAGCUACAGCCCGUAUUCCCCUACUUUGACCAGAUUGAUGACGACGAUCCACGGUUGUCGCUGCAGAAGCGAGAUGCGUUUGCGGUCUAG
Messenger RNA from Fomitopsis serialis, 777 nucleotides. Its product is annotated as SGNH hydrolase-type esterase domain-containing protein. The record is from RefSeq and is a predicted model, not a curated record. The transcript has 5 exons. Bases 1 to 777 code for a protein of 258 amino acids. NCBI's taxonomy places the organism in Eukaryota, Fungi, Basidiomycota, Agaricomycetes, Polyporales, Fomitopsidaceae.